AUGUUGUUCCUACCAUUAAGUCUUAUAGCAGUGGGCUUACUACUGGCUUGGUACCUAAUAGGAAAGCGCAAUGAGAGCUACUGGAAAAAGCGUGGUGUAAAGUUCUAUAGCAAAAACAAAGCGGCUGGACCAUUCUGGGAUUUCCUAACAUCACAACGUGCAUUUUUUGAAAUCUUGGGAGACCUAUACGAAAAAUACAGACAAGAACCAGCAAUCGGUAUUGGUCAAUUCUUAACUCCGACACUCUUUGUCAUCGAUCCGAAGAAUGUGCAGCAAGUUUUAUCAGGUGACUUCCAAUCUUUUCACCACAGAGGCAUUGAAAGUAUUGAAGGGGACCAAUUGAGUGAUAACAUUAUAAUGAUGAAUGGUCCAAGAUGGAAGCUGAUGCGACAGAAUAUGACUCCAUUGUUUACGGCAAACAAAUUAAAGAACAUGUACUACAUCAUGGAUAAAAGCGCCCAAGACUUCGUGCAGUACUUGAAAGACAAUCCCAAGACCCGUGCUGGUAAUUUAUUUGAAACUCUUAUGAUGUUCUGUAAUGCUGCUGUUUGUGGAGCUAUCUUUGGCAUUGGAUCAGAGUCAAUCUUCGACACACCUUUCCUCAAGGUUGCAAAAAGCUUGUCACAAUCCAACCUUAGUAUCAGGUUAAAAUUCAUAUUGUUCAAUCUCAGUCCCAAGUUGUUUAACCUAUUGAGAUUAAAAGUUUUCAAUGAAUACGAAGAUUUCUUUAUUGGCUCCAUAAGUAAAGUGAUGAAAUCUAGAGAACAAGAAAAAGUAAAGAGACACGACUUUGCAGAAAUUGCUUUAGCUAUACAGAAGAACGGUACCAUGAGAGACCGUACAACAGGAUACGAGAUAGAGCCUACGACGGGUAUACUCUCCGCACAGGCAUUGUUCUUCUUCACUGCUGGUGUAGAGCCUUGUGCUAAUGCGAUCUUUUCAACAUUAAUUCUUUUAGGCAGUCACCCAGACAUACUUGAAAGAGUGCACAAAGAAAUUGACGAACAUUUUGAAAAGCACGGCAACAACAUAACUUACGAUGUUAUUUGUGAAAUGAAGUACACAGAUAUGGUGCUGAGUGAGGCGAUGAGAGUAUUCCCUCCAAUUGGUCACUUGACUAGACAAUGUGUUCAAAACACAGUUCUGCCUGUUGGUAACAUCCCAGUAGAGAAAGGGACAAAAAUGUUCACUCCAAUCUAUGCUAUUCAUCACGACCCAGAAUUGUAUCCAGAUCCAGAAGUUUUCGACCCGGAGCGAUUCUCUAAGGAUAGGAAGCCCAGAGAUGACAUUUAUAUGCCAUUUGGUAUGGGCAACAGGACAUGCAUCGGUGAGAGGUAUGCCAAAUUACAAGUGCAAGCAGGUUUAGUUCACGUCUUGCGAAACUUCACUGUUAAACCGCAUAAACAUCAAAAAGUAGUAUUUGCUCAUGAUCCACUUAAUGUGAGACCAAGAAAUAUCGAUGUGCAAAUAAUUCCGAGAAACAUUUAA
This is a messenger RNA of Spodoptera littoralis (African cotton leafworm), 1488 nucleotides long. The record is from the annotation of a GenBank genome assembly. NCBI's taxonomy places the organism in Eukaryota, Metazoa, Arthropoda, Insecta, Lepidoptera, Noctuidae.